Molecule: messenger RNA, 513 nt
Organism: Caenorhabditis bovis
Lineage: Eukaryota; Metazoa; Nematoda; Chromadorea; Rhabditida; Rhabditidae
Source: the annotation of a GenBank genome assembly
AUGGUGGCACGGAAGAAGAUUGACCGUGGUAAAGGAUCGAAAUCCGAUGAAGACAACGUUGUUCAGCGAGCCUGUGCAAAUCGUCGCGAACGCCAACGAACAAAGGAGCUCAAUGACGCAUUUUCGACACUUCGCAAAUUGAUUCCCUCGAUGCCAUCGGACAAAAUGAGCAAAAUUCACACUCUCAGAAUUGCCACAGAUUAUAUUUGCUUUCUCGAUGAGAUGAAAAGAAAUGGUGGAAAACUCUUCGGGCAUUCGAUUUUUGACGAAAGAAGCGGUUACGGACUCCAAACUUCUUUUAACCUAUGGCGAAGUAGCAAUGGUCUGACGACUGUUAAUAUGCCACCAAUGAAUCCACCCCCUCCCCCACCUCCAUCACAGCCUAUGACUAUUACUCAUCCAUGCCUUCCAAUGGUUCCGCAACCGUACUACCUACCAUUUUCAAAAGAGUUUACCGAUUUGUCGAACUGCAGUGCUUCGUCCAACUGUAUCACUCCAAUUCACUGGUCUUAA